GCAACUCACUACAUACUCUAUAUGAAUUGUUCUUCACAGUCACAAUAAUUAAGAAUUAGAUAAAAAAUAUUGUGCGGAAACGCCUUAGUGAUUUUGAAAAUCAAAGAUAAAAUAAAAGAAAUGACAAUAUGAUAUAGUUUUGUGAAUUGCGCCCUAAAUAUAUACUGCAGGGAAAGGAAGCAUGACAGGAAACCUCUGUUUAAUAUAUAUUGAAUUCUGAAGCUACGCUGACACACAACUGAGACCAUCUCUGACAGCAUAUCUCUGACUGAUGCAUACAAGAUGGCGUCCCAAAACUUCAAUACAUCGAUAACAACUGAUGACAACGUCCAUGAUCAUCCCUACAAGCACCCUAUCUAUGAUGUCUACCUCCCGAUCAUGUACAUUAUCAUCUGUGUGUCUGGCCUGCUGGGCAACGUGCUGGUCAUUGUCGUGUUUGUCUUCUAUGAAAAGAAAAAGACGCUAACGGAGGCAUUUUUCCUUAAUCUGGCUGUGGCCGAUAUUUUGUUUCUUUGUUCACUUCCAUUUCUCUCCUAUCAGCUGUACGACAAAUGGAUCUUCGGAGACAUCAUGUGUAAAGUGAUUUUUGGGAUGUACAGGGUGAACCUCUUCACAUCAAUGCUCACCCUCACCGCUAUUACCUUCGACCGCUUUGUCUCUAUUGUUAAAGGGGUGAAAGCGCAGAAAUACCAACAACACAAACACAAGUGGGGCGCCGCGAUAUGUGCCUCCAUCUGGGCGACCGCUUUGCUCCUAGUUGUGCCGCAGUUUAUAUUUUUAAUCUCAAAGGAAGAUAAUGACUGCCAGGAAGACUAUGGUGACAUGAAGAAGCUGAGGAUAACCGUCUAUUCAUUCCAGCUGGUUGUCGGCUUUUUCCUGCCAUCAUCGACCAUGGUGAUCUGUUACAGUUUUAUUCUGAACACUUUGAUUCGUUCUAAGAGUUUACAGAAGAAAAAAUCCAUCCGAAUCAUCCUGGCGCUGGUGGUGGUUUUCAUUAUCACCCAGCUGCCCUUUAAUGUGACUCUUCUGAUCUUUAUAAUAAAGGACAACGAAGCUGAGUUAUUUGAAGUCCUGGCAGUACUGGAAAGUGUGGCAUAUCUUCACGCCUGCUUGAACCCAAUCUUAUAUUUCUUUGUUGGCAGCAAAUUUAGAAACAGCUUCUGGAAGAUGCUGAGAGGUUUCGGAUUGGGAAAAGGAUGGGAAGAGCCAAGCCAUGGAACCGAGGGAAGUUCCAAAGUUGUUUCUGGUUCUACUCAUGUGGAGGCUUUCAGCCUUGUGCAGACUUAGGCCCCGUACACACGACCGAGUUUCUUGGCAGAAUUCAGCCAGAAACUCGGUCG
Molecule: messenger RNA, 1340 nt
Organism: Rana temporaria (common frog)
Lineage: Eukaryota; Metazoa; Chordata; Amphibia; Anura; Ranidae
Product: C-X-C chemokine receptor type 6-like
Exons: 2
Coding region: 283-1287 (334 amino acids)
Biological process (GO): G protein-coupled receptor signaling pathway; immune response; chemotaxis
Cellular component (GO): membrane
Molecular function (GO): chemokine receptor activity
Source: RefSeq, a predicted model, not a curated record